This is a messenger RNA of Octopus bimaculoides (California two-spot octopus), 2829 nucleotides long. RefSeq names its product carbonic anhydrase-related protein 10. NCBI's taxonomy places the organism in Eukaryota, Metazoa, Mollusca, Cephalopoda, Octopoda, Octopodidae. The record is from RefSeq and is a predicted model, not a curated record. Gene Ontology annotation, biological process: one-carbon metabolic process. Gene Ontology annotation, molecular function: carbonate dehydratase activity; zinc ion binding.
UAGCUGAAGGCUCCAUGUGGACGGGAUGGUGGACAUAUGAAGGCAUUUCAGGUCCAAGAUACUGGGGUCUACUGAAUCCUGAGUGGAAAAUGUGCAGUGAAGGAAAACAACAAUCUCCAAUUGACAUCCAGCCCAAAUAUAUGUUGUUUGAUCCGAAUUUGAAACAUAUUGUAAUAAACAAAAUUAAGUUAUCCGGCACGCUUCGGAACGUCGGACACGGGAUUGUAAUGGACAUCAAUACUACAAAUGCUGAUGUUGUGAACAUUAGUGAAGGUCCUCUUUCUUAUGUAUAUAGAGCCUAUGAAAUAAAGCUACGCUAUGCUAACAACGACAGUAAAGGCUCAGAACACACUAUAAAUGGGAAUCAUUUUGUUGGAGAGAUACAAAUAAUGGCAUAUAAUGUUGACCUCUAUCCAACGCCCAAAAAUGCAUCACAGCGAGUUAAAGGAAUGGCAAUAUUAACAGCAUUUCUUGAAUUGUCUGAUCAAAGAAAUAAAGCUCUGACACCGAUCAUAGAAAAUAUGAAAAAUGUACAUGAGCAUAGAGGUCACAAGGCUACAAUUCAUCAUUUAUCUUUAGAUGAAUUAAUUCCUAAAACAGAUUUGUUCAUCACAUACGAAGGUUCUCUUACUGAACCUGGUUGUCAUGAGACGGUAACAUGGAUAAUUUUUAAUCGUCCAAUCUACGUAUCACGUGACCAACUUAUGACACUUCGAACGAUUUACACAAAAAACAAACAUCGGCCAUUACAUAGUAUUCAAACUAAUUCACGACCAAUAAUGGCUAUUAACCACCGUGUUAUUCGGACAAAUAUCAAUUUUCCUAAACCUACGAACCUAUGUACUAUGGAUAAGAAAACAAAAUUCAGAGUUAACCCUCUAUAUGAAGAUCGAGUAUAAGCCUUAUAUAAUAUGGCAACGGUUCCCUAUUAAGCUGUUUACAUCUCGCCUCUUUACUCUGCUGCUUCGGCGACCAUCCAUCUACGCAGUUUUCACUUGUGACCUACACACUCCAGCCAACUCGUCAGAGGAAGGUAGAAAGAAGAGACAUGGAAAAUAUACAGAGGGAAAGUAGUGUGGAAGAAUGGAAAACUAUAAAGGAGGGUUGCACCACAAAAUAACAUCUAUUCAAAUUAAGUAUAUCCUGCAACAGCUGUCCUUAUUUUCUUGAACGAUAAUCUAACCAAAAUGGAGAGUUCUGAUACAAACACAAACAUAGGGAUCUGAUAUGAGAUUUUUCAUCUCAAAUUUCCUGCCUUUAGAAAGAAAGAGAAUUUUAUAUGAAAAAUGAUGGGGAGUGAAUAAUAGUGUAAGAAAAUUCGGUGAUUGUGUGUGUCGUUUGGUUGCAAGGGAAUAACGAGGAAAACUAGUUUGUUCAAUGAACGUAGAAUUUAUUUUUUUUUUUUUUAACUUUUUCUUGGUUUCUUAAUAUUUUCUUUCUUUAUUUUUUUUUUUCGUUUUCGCUCAUUCAUUUGAUUUUUCAUGUUGACAAUGGUGGGAGAAAAUAAGUUGCUGGUUUCGCUUAAUUUCUUUUUGUUAUCUGGUGGUUAACAAAAUAUGUCAGAACAGCACUUCAUUGGACACUGAGUUGAUGAGUUUUCUACAUCAGAUAGCACAGGACAACACAAGAGAAAUAAAGGUAAAAAAAUUGCAUAGCGCACAGAAAGAAAAUCGAUUAUUGGAUUACAGAUAGCGAAGUGCAAUCAUUAGAAUCGAUAAGUAAUCAAUAGUGUAUGUACAUGUCUGGUAGCAAUACAUAAUUAUAGUAUCAGUACUAAUUUUUAUGCACCAUCAUUGAUAAAAAGGCUUUUGAUAUUUUUUCUAUCGACAUUUCAAAUACAAGCUUACACAGAUGUAUGCACGUGUGCAGUUGAAAGCAUGAGUUCUGUGGUUUAGCGAGAGAUAGUUUAAACUAUCUGCUGGUCCGCGUGGGUAUAAUGUAAAUGAAAGACAAGAGAAAUUCUAAUAUAUGACAAUACUGUUCUUCGAUUGACGAGAUUUGUCUUUGUAAAAGAAAUCUUACAAGAAGUGCUUCGAUUGAACAACGAUCGAUUUAUACAAGAAAGGGUAUUAAUCAAAAGGUAUAUUGAAUCAUAAGUCAUAAUAAAUGUUAGCAAUGUAUUGGAAUAACCCUCUGUAAGCAGCCUAUUGUUAUUCACCACACGCCAUAAAAAUAACUAAUUUUUUUUUCGAUAUAUGAAUUAUAUUUUCUAAACCUGUAAAAUGCUUGUAUUUGGACACAAUGCAGGAAUGCGUCAACAUUUAUUUAAACAUUUCUUUAGAUGUAAUACAUUUCGUUAUUCAAUUCCCAAUGAUAGGUCAAACUAAGAGUUUCUAGCAUUAACAGCAAGAGUUUCAGUGUGAACAUGAAAUUUUGAAACAGAAAACUGAGUUAUCUACACACACUUCUAACCGAAAAUAAACAAACAAAUAUAAUCUACAUACCAACACAAGACAUAUUAAUCAGGAGAAUUUGCAAAUAAUAAGUGCAAAGCGUUCACGAAGUGGUAUAAGUUAGUUCAUCCGCAAGAAUAGGAGAUAUCAGCUGUUUCAAGCAGGGCCCAUCAUUGCAAAAGUAAUAUCUAACACACACUUUAUAUUAAAAAAAUACCCAAUUUCAACAUAGCUUACGAAUCUAAAGGAAAUAUUUCCAGCUCGAUUUUUUUAGAUUUCUUUUAACCGGAAAUAAAUGUAUAUACUAAUACAAUUCUUAAUUAGCAUAAAACAUUUCUUAUGUGUCACUUAAUGUAGUAAGAAAAUGAUUACAAUCAACAGUUCAUGAAUGCUACAUAAUCAAAAUAAUAAAUUUUUUGCGGACGAUUUUUAACUA